AUACCGGAAUUACGCUCUGAGAAGUAAUGAUUUAGUAACCGAUCUACUCAUUCAUUAAGGUACGUUGUCACCCUGAUAUGACAGGCGACACCCGAGUACUUUCACUGCAAAAAUGUAUAUAAGGGCUCAGCAACUACAAUAGCUGGGAAGUCUUUACUAUUAGCCAAACCUUCCUUGCACGAUGCAGUAUCCAAAUGCGUACUCCCACAACGGUCAUCAGACACAACAACCACAUGUCUCUGCCCACCAUCCUCGACAAUCUUCUUCGAGCUCGAACAGUAACACCUCCGCAUAUCCCCAACAAGCGCAGGUGUUAUCGGGCUACCCACUUGACAGUACUUUGUCCGAUGGCAUAAUAGGAAACCACCACACUGGAAAUCCAUUGCAACCCCCUCCUUUCUCCAACCAUCCGCAGCACGGGACGUCAUCUGCCAUGGACACUCGCAGGUCUUAUUAUGCUCAUCCUCCUGCUCCUCCUGCACCGGCGAACCAGCCUAAUACUUACUAUCCCUCGCAUCAUCAGCCAUCUGCGCCAAGUCCCCAAUAUGCAGUACACUCCCAUCCGCAUAUCGAUCCUCAGACUCUCCAUGCUCAUUCAGGACCACAACACUUCAUCCCGACACCAUCGCAGACGUACCAAGUAUAUUCCAACACUGUGCCAUCGAACCCACGGUCCCGUUCCACCGUCGAACCGUACUAUCAUAUGUCGCCCAAUCCCCAACACACCACCCAAGGCAGCUCACCCCCUGCUGCGCCACGUUCUACGCACACAUCCCCCUCCGCCAACCCGGCACUUAUUGGAGACCGGUUUCCCUGUGAGCUCUGUGACAGGUCGUUUACUCGCUCGCACGAUAGAAGGAGACAUUAUGAGACCGUCCAUGCUGCAACCCCCGUCCUACAUCGAUGUCGUUACUGUGGGAAGGAUUUCAGUCGCGCGGACUCACUUAAACGCCACAUCGAUAAUGGCUGCGACGAGAUGUCGCACAAAUAGAUUUGGAAAUGACUUUUUGUUUAUCUUCCAACCCCAACCUUUAACCAUCCAAGCAUUGUCCUAAUUAUUCAUUUGAACAUUACCUCCGCUACGUUAACCCACCAUGUCAUAUAAUUCUCCGCAGUCCGUCCAAUGCUUGGAGCGUGCUUGUACUUAUGUGUAUUUUUAACUACUGCACUAGACUCGGAAGGAUCCUCCAGUAGCCCUGCGUUUAACUGGUACACAGUUGCUAAAUAUGACGCGAUGCAAUCCCUGACACAAACACUCUCAAAUCG
Molecule: messenger RNA, 1266 nt
Organism: Suillus fuscotomentosus
Lineage: Eukaryota; Fungi; Basidiomycota; Agaricomycetes; Boletales; Suillaceae
Exons: 2
Coding region: 182-991 (269 amino acids)
Source: RefSeq, a predicted model, not a curated record